Molecule: messenger RNA, 901 nt
Organism: Triticum aestivum (bread wheat)
Lineage: Eukaryota; Viridiplantae; Streptophyta; Magnoliopsida; Poales; Poaceae
Exons: 2
Coding region: 95-580 (161 amino acids)
Source: RefSeq, a predicted model, not a curated record
CUCUGGUUCCUAAAGAAAAGGAAAAUAGAAGAAUCACCGAAGACCUAGAGGACAUCCCCCUCCUCCUUCCAGUGAAAUUCUCCCCUCCCCUCCGAUGGCCGGCAGCCCUCGCCCGGUGAGAGACCUCUACGACGUGGAGGAUCUGCUACUUCUGCGGCCCUCCAAGAGGUCCAGGGGGAAGGUGGAGAUCCCUCGCUGCCGUCUCGAGGAGGAGGCGGCCAUCAACGCCGCCAUCAAACUCAAGUCCAUGGUCGACUCGGGAGAUGUCAGUCUGGUCAAUCCGGAUGUACUGGCAUCCAAGCUACGGGCCAAGGACGCCAUCGAAGAAGCGAUCAAGGAGAUGGUUGAGAAACAGAUGGAGUGGUCGUCGCGAGAGACCCAGGAGGUGGAUGCGUGCAUCGCCAUCCUCAAGAACCGGCUCCAGACCCCCGACGCCGACAUCCCCCUUCCAGGCCCGUCGAUGGCGCCCCAGGGCAAGAGGAAAGUGAUCGAUCACUGCAUUUACCCCGAAAGCAAGCAGCACAGGAGGAAGAAGCGAGAGCCUCUGCGGUGCAGUCUCAACGGGCACUCUGGACUAUGAACCUCAAGGCGCACGAGGCUAAGAAGACGGUGCUGGAAGAGUAUGCACCCAAGGUGAAGAAAGCGUUCCAGGAGCUGCUCGCUGAUACACUGCGGGAGCCUUCCUUCAUUGGCGCUGGGGAUGGGUAUGCAGACUACGGGUUCCUCAGCCAUACUGGCCAGCUUCGCUGACAAAUUAAUUAUAGUGCUGUUCCCUAGAUGACAUGGAGUAAAAUUACUGAGUUUCUAGCUAGUAUUGCUCGAAGGUAGGGAGACUGUAGUACCAUUUUGGCAGUCAAACUAUCUAUCUUGAGCCAGGAAGGUUGGGGUUUUACCAUUAGUA